Caenorhabditis briggsae is the source of this 762-nucleotide messenger RNA. It is a transcript of the gene Cbr-srd-73, whose product is annotated as Protein CBR-SRD-73. The record is from RefSeq and is a predicted model, not a curated record. The transcript is spliced from 6 exons. Bases 1 to 762 code for a protein of 253 amino acids. Lineage: Eukaryota; Metazoa; Nematoda; Chromadorea; Rhabditida; Rhabditidae.
AUGCGCGAAAUUCUAAACCAACUAACCGCCAUCUACUACCCAAUAUUUUUUAUAUUCUGCCUAAUUUUACACAUUUUAUUAUUUUAUUUAAUCUAUUUCAAAACCACUAAAGUGCUCAGAAACAUGCGUUAUUUUUUGUAUCCAUCGAAUUUCAUCAACUUCUUUUUGGCAUUUUUAACAUUCUUUUUGCAGUUCAGAAACGUCCAUAAUGUGAAAUCCUUGGCAAUUAUGUGUCAGGGACCAUGUAAAUUUCUGGGUCCUGCUUGGUGUUUCCAUGGUUACAUUUUUAUACUGGCCACGGCCACAGCUGGCGGAAUUCUCAACAUUCACACAUUAUAUUACCGUCUUAUCAGUAUAAAGUUUAUCCAAAAUUUGAGUUUGCGAGUUUUCAUUUUUGGACUUUGGUAUAUUUUUCCACUGGUUAUCAUUGGUCUCGGCCUACAAAUUAUGAUUCCAUUGAUUUGCUAUGUGCCAGUUGGAUUUUUCUAUGUUUAUAAUAAAUAUUCAGGCGAACAAAUUCAAAUUUCCCAGUAUACUCUAUGUUUUAUGAUCACUCUUCCUGCAUUUUUCGAUCCAAUUCUUCAAAUUUAUUUCAUUGUUCCUUACCGUAGAGCAGUGAAACGAAUGAUUUCACAAAUGAUUACCGAGAACCUGAAAGCGAUGUCCGUGUCAAUACAAUUACACUUUGGCAUAACCGACGGAAGUCUUCGCAACCAGUUCAACCAAUCCAUAAUAUUUAGAAACUAUUUUUCUGAAAGUUAA